Molecule: messenger RNA, 1332 nt
Organism: Daldinia vernicosa
Lineage: Eukaryota; Fungi; Ascomycota; Sordariomycetes; Xylariales; Hypoxylaceae
Product: terpenoid synthase
Exons: 2
Coding region: 254-1297 (347 amino acids)
Biological process (GO): trans, trans-farnesyl diphosphate biosynthetic process
Cellular component (GO): cytoplasm
Molecular function (GO): dimethylallyltranstransferase activity; (2E,6E)-farnesyl diphosphate synthase activity
Source: RefSeq, a predicted model, not a curated record
UCUUAAGCUAACGUGCUAAGAUACGUAGGCACUAAGAAGGUACGUACUAAGAUACAUUAGGUUAGGAAAUUACGGCUCGUCAACAAAAAAGUCGACCCGGUGUGGGGCACCUCCUAUACAAUUUCCCGGGCCGUUAUAAGAAGAGACCCUACUUCCCUUAUUUCCUCCCUUGUACCCUAAGUCCAGAGGCAUAUCCCAAGGCAUAUCCUAAGACAUACCUUAUUAGUUAAAAGUUCAACACCGCGUCGACAAGAUGGCUAAGAGAACCACCCUCAAAGAGUUUGAGUCUGUCUUCGCCAAGCUUGAGGAGGAUCUCCUGGCUUGGGCGAAGCAAUACCACUUGCCUCAGGAGCAGCAAGAUUAUUACAAGAAGAUGCUCGAAGAAAACGCCGUUGGCGGAAAAUGCAACCGUGGAAUGUCAGUUCCUGACUCGGUGUCUAUCCUUCUUGGCAAGGAGCUGUCCGAAGAGCAGUACUUCCAAGCUGCCACUCUAGGCUGGCUAAUUGAGUUUCUUCAAGCUAUGUUCCUCGUCUCGGAUGAUAUCAUGGAUAGCAGCAUCACCCGUCGUGGCAAGCCAUGCUGGUAUCGCCAGGAAGGCGUCGGUAUGGUUGCUAUCAACGAUUCUUUCCUACUUGAGUCUGCUAUCUACACCUUGCUCAAGAAGCAUUUCAAGACUCACCCCUCCUACAUCGACAUGGUAGAGCUGUUCCACGAAGUAGCACUGCAAACCGAGUUCGGCCAGCUCUGCGAUCUUCUCACAGCUCCGGAGGAUGUCGUGAACCUCGACAACUUCAGCUUAGACAAGUAUACCUUUAUCGUCAUCUACAAGACCGCGUAUUACAGCUUCUACCUUCCCGUUGCUCUGGCGCUGCACAUGCUCAACAUCGCGACCCCUAAGAACUUGAAGCAAGCUCAUGACAUCCUCAUUCCCAUGGGCGAGUACUUCCAGAUCCAAGACGACUACCUCGACAACUUUGGUCUUCCGGAACACAUCGGCAAGAUCGGAACCGAUAUCCAGGAUAACAAAUGCUCUUGGCUUGUCAACCAAGCCCUGGAGUUAGCUACUCCUGCGCAGCGUAAGACGCUCGAAGAACACUACGGCAGGAAGGACAAGGCCCACGAGGCCGAGAUCAAGAAACUCUACAGCGAAAUGAAGCUCGAUAAACUGUACGAGGACUACGAGGAGAGGAGUGUCGGCAAUAUUAAAGAAUUGAUCUCUCACUUGGACGAGAGCGAAGGGUUGAAGAAGGGUGUUUUCGAAGAGUUCUUACGUAAGAUCUACAAGCGAAGCAAAUAAAGAAGUCGAAAUGGAGGAACGAAGCUUACGAAGUC